Molecule: messenger RNA, 879 nt
Organism: Zychaea mexicana
Lineage: Eukaryota; Fungi; Mucoromycota; Mucoromycetes; Mucorales; Lichtheimiaceae
Exons: 5
Coding region: 1-879 (292 amino acids)
Source: RefSeq, a predicted model, not a curated record
AUGAAGAUGCUAGCUUUAAAAUACUCCCAUCACCACCCCGCUCAUUCAAUGAUCUUAAGCACCAAAGACGAUGCUUGGAAAGAUUACUUUUCGCCCCAAGAACUCCAUCAAAUCAACACGCUGAACCCUAUCGAACUUCCAUCGCUACCUGCUUCCCUCAAGGAAUACUUUUUGUCGUAUCAAAGAAAGAAAACAUUGGAUCAGCUUUUGGAGCAUCGCAAACGACACGACUUCAAUCCAAGAACCCAACCUGACUUGUAUUGGGCUCAGAAGUCGAUUAUCCAUGCAACAGAUCUUUUUUUGUACCAGCAAUUACCUGCGACCUAUGAUACUGAAAAAGGUCAACUCAACAGGAAAGUGGUUGGCACAAAAGUUGACCUUAUCAUCAAGCAAGGAAACUUAGAAUAUGGUUGCAUGGAAGCUGGUUGUUCAGACGAUCCAUUGAACACCAAAGGCGUAGACGAGGGUAGAUUGAAACUUCCAAGGACUUUGAAGGAUAUUUUGUGUCGUUUGACGAAGGAGGCACCGGGAAAAAUGAACGAUAUCAAGGUUGCAGGUUUGGUCAUUUCUGGCAUCAACAUCACGUUGUACAUCGAAGACUGUCCUGCUGGUUCAGUGACAAGGUUAAAAAGUAUUGGUCCUUACGAGUUUCGCGGAUCUGUCGAAAAAUUCGCAAAGAAAUUCAUUCCGCUCCUUGCUCUGGUUGUUUGGCAAACCAAAGUUAUCAUGAAAAAUAUGCUACAAAUUAUAAAUGCCGGUGAAGAAAUCAUUUUUCCAUCGAUCGACGGCCCAGAACCCCCACAAAUUCCACCUUGCAUGCCAUCUCCAAAACUUGGCACAAAAAGAAAACACAACCAAGUCGACUAUCUAAAUAAUUAA